GAAGCGCCUUUUUCUCAUUCCACUCAACUCCACUUAACCACCCCCCUCUCUUGAUUUUAUUCCUGCAACAAUGUCCAUUGCUCUCACUUCUUUGAGAAGCGCUGCCGUCCGUGCUCGCUGGGCCCCUGCUGUCGCUGCCGUGAGUUUCCUCAUUUCAAAUUAUUCGCUGUGUUUUCUGGAUUUGCUGAAUUUACGCCCUAACAAUUAUAAUAAACAAUAGCCCAUGAACCGCCUCUUGAACACCAGCGCCACCAACAGCAUGGCUACUCCUACUGAAGGUGCCCCUACCAAGAAGCAGCCUUUGAUGAAGACGUUUGAAAUCUACCGCUGGAGCCCUGAGAAUCCCACCGAAAAGCCUCGUCUCGAAAAGUAUGAGAUCGAUUUGAACUCGUGUGGACCUAUGGUUUUGGACGCCUUGAUCAAGAUUAAGAACGAGCAGGACGCCACGUUGACCUUCCGCCGUUCGUGCCGUGAAGGUAUUUGCGGUUCGUGCGCCAUGAACAUUCAAGGUGGCAACACGUUGGCUUGUAUCUCCAAGAUUGACCGUGACGUUAGCAAGCCCGCCAAGAUCUACCCCUUGCCUCACAUGUACAUUGUCAAGGAUUUGGUCCCUGAUCUGACCCACUUCUACAAGCAGUACAAGAGCAUCGAGCCCUACUUGAAGCAGACCAACCCACCCACCGACGGUCUCGAGAACUUGCAAACAAUUGAGGACAGAAAGAAGUUGGAUGGUUUGUACGAGUGCAUUCUCUGCGCAUGCUGCUCGACCUCGUGCCCCUCGUACUGGUGGAACCAGGAGGAGUACUUGGGUCCUGCCGUCUUGAUGCAGGCCUACCGCUGGAUGAUCGAUUCGCGUGACCAGUUUGGUCCUCAGCGUCGUGAGCGUUUGCAGAACAGCAUGUCUGUGUACCGAUGCCAUACCAUUAUGAACUGCAGUAAGACCUGCCCCAAGGGCUUGCAGCCUGGUGCCGCCAUUGCCAAGAUCAAGUACCAGAUGGCAUUGGAGUAAACCCUGUUGUUGCUGUUUUUCUGAAUUCUGCUGCUGUCGGUAUAGAAAGAAGAAAGCACUCGCUAAUAAUAAAAUAAAAAAAAAGCACAAACUGUUUUUGUUCCU
Zychaea mexicana is the source of this 1114-nucleotide messenger RNA. RefSeq names its product alpha-helical ferredoxin. The record is from RefSeq and is a predicted model, not a curated record. Gene Ontology annotation, biological process: tricarboxylic acid cycle; aerobic respiration; respiratory electron transport chain. Gene Ontology annotation, cellular component: mitochondrial membrane. NCBI's taxonomy places the organism in Eukaryota, Fungi, Mucoromycota, Mucoromycetes, Mucorales, Lichtheimiaceae. Bases 224 to 1009 code for a protein of 261 amino acids. The transcript is spliced from 4 exons. Gene Ontology annotation, molecular function: electron transfer activity; 2 iron, 2 sulfur cluster binding.